Grosmannia clavigera kw1407 is the source of this 2340-nucleotide messenger RNA. RefSeq names its product pheromone-regulated multispanning membrane protein. The record is from RefSeq and is a predicted model, not a curated record. Gene Ontology annotation, cellular component: mating projection tip. NCBI's taxonomy places the organism in Eukaryota, Fungi, Ascomycota, Sordariomycetes, Ophiostomatales, Ophiostomataceae. Bases 1 to 2340 code for a protein of 779 amino acids. The transcript has a single exon.
AUGGGGUUCCAACGAGAGAACGACAUGGACUCGCACUAUCCAGAGGUACCAGACACGCUUAGCAUCGACUCUUAUGAGAUGCAGAAUAUCAAUCUGGCCGCACAGGCACCACCGCCUAAGUACGACUCUGCGGGCAACGUGACCCCGUACCUGGGGCUGCGGGCGCGGCUGUCGCAGGUCUGGCUCAACAGGUGGACGGUGCUCUUGCUGAUAAUGCUGGUGCGGCUGCUGAUGCUUCUGGGCAACCUGCGGAACGACAUUGACAACGCUAAGGCAGAGGCGCUGUCGGCGUGCACCAAGGUGGAGGACGCAGGCAGUGCGAUGGCGUCGAUGCCGCACUACAUGUCGGCGGGAGUCAACUCGCUGGCAGCAGACUCGAUCUCCAAGGCGGUGCAGGGUGGAGUGGAGCUGUUGAUGAUGGUGCUGACGGGGGUGCAGCAGCUGAUCCUGUUUGUGAUCAAUAUGUACAUCGGCACGUACGUGUGUCUGUCGACUGCUCUGAUCCACGGAGCGCUGGACGUGGGGAUCGGGGCGGCGGACGAAGUGACGAGCGCGAUGAACAAGGCGAUCAGCGCUGUCACGGGCACGCUGGCCGACGAUGUGACGAGCGUGCAGUCGACGAUCAACAGCGUGUUCUCGGAAAUAGCAAGUUCGGCAAGCGUGUUUGGUAGCUCGCUUACAGCGCCGACGAUCAACUUCACGACGCAGCUGGACGAGCUGAAGAACAUCCAGGUGUCCGACACGGCGUUUGUCAAGACGCUGGAGACCCUGAACACGUCGAUUCCGACGUACGACCAGGCAGAACAGCUGGCGAGUAGCGCGCUCUCGAUCCCGUUCGACGCAGUCAAGACGCUGCUCAACAACACUUACGGCAACUACACGUUUGAGGGGUCAGCCUUCCCGGUGGCGAAGAAGCAGGCGCUGACGUUCUGCUCGGACAACGACGUUGUGGCCGACUUCUUUGCGGCGCUGUACGAAGUGGCAAAGCAGGCGCAGACGGCGUUUGUGGCAGUGAUAGUGGUGCUGGCGGUAUUGGCGUGCGUGCCGAUGGCCUGGCAAGAGCUGCGGCGGUUCCGCCAGCAGCAGCGCCGACCACGUCUGCUGACCGAGCAGGGCUUCGACCCGAUGGACGUGGUCUACAUCGCGUCGAGGCCGUUCACAGCGGGUGUGGGGAUCUGGCUGGCGAAUCGGCGAUGGCUGUCGGGGUCGCCCAAGCGACAGCUGCUGGUGCGAUGGACGACGGCAUACGCGACGACGAUGCCGGCGCUGUUUGUGCUCUCGCUGGCGGUCGUCGGCUUUGUCUCGUGUCUGUGCCAGGCACUGCUGCUGCGGGCAGUUCAGCGGGAGACGCCGGCUCUGGCGGCCGAGGUGGGCGACUUUGCCGGGUCGGUGGUGCAGACGCUGCAGAACGUGUCGACAGCCUGGGCGGAUGACGGGAACGCGGUGCUGCUGGAGUUCCAGAACCACAUCAACGACGACCUGCUGGGCUACGUGACCAACGCGACGACGGCAAUCAACGACACGCUCAACGUCUUCACGGACGAAAUCAACAGCGCGAUUACGGCGGCCUUUAAUGGCACGGUGCUCUACACCACGGUGCAGCAGGUAGUCUAUUGCCUGAUCGGCAUCAAGAUCAACACGGUCGAGGAGGGUCUGACGUGGGUGCACGACCACGCACGUGUGACGAUGCCGCAGUUCCCGACUGACGUCUUUUCCGUCGGCGCCAACGAGUCGCUCACGACUGACGGCGGCCAGACGACCUUUCUGGCAACGGGCAGCAGCGUCACGUCGGACGAGAUCACCGCGGCCGUGGCCAAGGUGGUAGCCUUUCUGCACAGCGGACUGGUGCAGGAGGCGCUGCUUUCGACCGCGCUGUUGCUGGUCUACGUCAUCGUCGUGUUGAUCGGCGUGGUGCGAGCAACCGCAGCCCUGGCGAUGCGUGAUCGCUCGCGUGCCGAAGGUGGCCAGCGCUGGUUCGCCGAAGGCGUCUCGGGGCCGCAGCAGCCCUCCGGCCGGAUGUCGGGUCGAAUGCCGAGAGGGAUGUCGAGAGCGAGAGGACCGUCUAGGGGAUCGAUUGUUUUUCCUCGCUUUGACACGGCCGAGAGCGCAGCGACCGACGACCAGAUGGCGGCUUCGGUGCGCGACGAGAAGCUGAGGCUCAAGCUGGGACCAGUGCUGCCAGUGCGCGUGGCUACCAGCCGACAGGUCGAGACCAAGACGGGCCAAUGGCGCAGCAGCAGCUAUGGUGAUGUGGAGGACGUCGAGGACGUGGACGACGUCGAGUACAGCCUCGGCCCCGACGACACUAAGCUGGUCACAUACGCGGCGAAGCGCCACUAG